Messenger RNA from Talaromyces proteolyticus, 1371 nucleotides. RefSeq names its product putative transaldolase. Gene Ontology annotation, cellular component: intracellular anatomical structure. The record is from RefSeq and is a predicted model, not a curated record. NCBI's taxonomy places the organism in Eukaryota, Fungi, Ascomycota, Eurotiomycetes, Eurotiales, Trichocomaceae. Gene Ontology annotation, molecular function: transaldolase activity. The transcript has 7 exons. Gene Ontology annotation, biological process: carbohydrate metabolic process; pentose-phosphate shunt, non-oxidative branch. Bases 132 to 1145 code for a protein of 337 amino acids.
UCUCUAAUUCCCAUCCUGACAAGCACAGUUUCUCUAUUACAUUCUACUGACUCUUCACCAAGCUCUGCCCAUCUUCAUCGCAUCCACUUACCCCACUGACCCUCACAAAUCGCGCCAAAGCUGCAUUCGAGAUGGCAGUCUCUCCAGCUUCAGCACUGGACUAUCUCCGAACAAGGAGUAUUGUUGACUGCGACACGCUCGACGCCAAAGUCGCCCAGACCCUCGGCCCCUUCCAAGACUGCACAUCCAACCAGGCAAUCGCGUUUGCCGAGCUCUCAAAACCAGAGCGAAAGGAGCUCUUGGCAGAAUCUCACUUCAAAGCUAGCACGCUUCUACGGGCGAUGGCAGAGACGAGAGAGCCUCGGUUUGUAGGCAUUGAGCUGGAUGAAUUGGCAGUGGAAAUUGCUACUGUGAAACUGGCGAUUCAAGUUACGCCCUAUUUGCGUGGUAGGGUGCAUGUCCAGACUAAUCCGUACUAUGCUUACUCGACUGAGAAAACGAUUGCGAAUGCUUUCCGGAUUGUUUAUCUUUUCAAGGAUCUUGCCCCCCAGUGGGACAGUUCGAGGAUUUGUAUCAAGAUCCCGAGCACAUGGGAGGGCAUGAUGGCAUGUCGAACACUGCAGUUGGCAGGGGUGCAUACCCUCGCCACGACACUGUUCUCAAUGCCGCAGGCAGUUCUCGCAUCGGAGGUGGGCUGUACAUAUAUCGCUCCAUACGUCAAUCAACUAAAAGUCCACUUUGAGCCGGGGUUCGUCGACCCCAACAAGCUAUUCAUGCUCUGCUGCAAUAUACAGCAGUACUACAAAAUCAUGAGCUCUGUCACCAAAGUUCUUCCCGCGAGUCUGACCUCCACAGACGACGUGCUCGCGUUGGCAGGCGUGGACCAUAUCACCAUCGCCCCGUCUCUUCUCCAGCUCCUUUCACUUCCUGCAGGCCCCAGGCCGAGAUCUAUCUUUGAUAAGGUGACACCUGCCAUGACAGUGGGUCUUUUGAGGACGUCGUACUUGAAAGACGAAGCCGCGUACCGGAUCGCGUUCACGCGGGAUCUAGGCGGUGCCAGUGAAGAGAAGUUGACACAGGCUAUCAAUAUCUUUUGCGACAUGCAGGAUAAACUGAUUGCCCUUGUAAAGUCCAAGUCGGAGUAGAUCUUGAGCGGCAACCAUGGUAUUACAUCAGCGUCUCGCUAAGUGUAAAUGUAUACUGAAGCUAUUACUUAUUAUCCAAUCAACCUGUCUUCCUGGCCUAUGAGCACCAUGGAGUGAUUGUUAGUGCCUACAAGGCCAAAUAUUCAAAGCGGUUCUAGCAACAAUAAGAUACCAAAAUGGAAAAAAAAUGUACAAAAGUAUUUAUCUCAGCGGUAUCGCACCUCCC